Molecule: messenger RNA, 1563 nt
Organism: Plectropomus leopardus (leopard coralgrouper)
Lineage: Eukaryota; Metazoa; Chordata; Actinopteri; Perciformes; Serranidae
Gene: tmem44
Product: transmembrane protein 44
Cellular component (GO): membrane
Molecular function (GO): basic amino acid transmembrane transporter activity
Source: RefSeq, a predicted model, not a curated record
ACCUCGUCAGGUUGACACAACUCGACGCAGCAGUCACUCAGUCCUCGUGGGCCAACGGCUGCACGGGUGCUCCACUGAUUAUUUUUUUUUCGAAAUGUAAACAUAUUUCCAGACAAUAUGCGGGGACCUACAUUGGCCCUGGAGGGUCAAACUACAGGAAACACUUUUCUCUUCGGUUUGGUUGAAUUUUGCGUCCAUUCAGUCACCACCUGUUUCUCUCAUGACGCAAACAAACUCUGCGUCCCCAUCGGUCUCUGCUUUCUGUCUGCGCUGUUUUUACUGCUGUCAUGCUUUCUGCUCGUGUAUCAGAGGUGCACAUUGCGGAGAGAAAAUCCGGGAGAAGCCUCCACUUUCCUCUACAGCCUCCUCGGUAACAUGUGCAGCACAGUUGGAGCCAUUCUGUCUAGUCAGCUGCAUAUUCAGGUUUUGAUGGGGGCUUUUGCUGCCACUAUGGAUGCUGUCAGUUUUGUGUCUUGCUGCUGCCAUGUGCUCCUGUGCUGGAACUCAAAGGCAGAAAAGAGAUUUAGGAUGAAAAGGGGGCGGAGGAGACAGCACCUCCUUGCAGUGUGUGUACUCAUGGUGGUUGCAGGGGGUUUUCUUAAGUCCAGGGUGGCUCACCACCCCCCAGACAGGCCUCUCAGUGAGCGGAGACUGCUGCACACCACCCUCCAAGGCAACACUGAAAUCCUGGGUUACAUACUCGGCCUGCUGUCGUUUGUCAUCACCUGCACCUCCAGGUUCCCAACACUCUGCAGAGCAUGCAGAGGACAUAUGUUGACCCGGGCCUACAUGAUCUCUGGACUGCUGUGCUCGCUGUCUGGUGCCCUCUAUGCUGCUGCCAUACUCCUCUACGACACUCAGUUUGAGUUUCUUUUGAGAGUCUUGCCGUGGCUGCUGUCAGCGAUAUGCUGUGCCACCCUGGACCUUCUUAUUCUUGUCAUCCGUUGGUGCAAGAGAGGAAGCAGACGACAGCUUACCAGAUUUUCUCCAGACUCAGAGAGCCUUUUAGGUGGCUCAGGCAUCCUGGAUGGCACUGAGGAUAAUGAUGUCAUGAAGAGACAGAGAAAACAGCAGGUUAAAUCAAGUUCAGCGCAAACAAAAAUAAAAAAUGUCCAGAUGAUGACAGAGAUGGGCCGUUAUAUGGACAUCAGUGUUCAACCUGCAAGGAAAAUGUGCCUUAAGGAGGUGAUGUCCAAGGAGGACAUGGCGGACCUGCCCCUCAACAAGACAAUGCGAGUGAUCCGAGUCAACAGUUUCUGCUCCUCAGAUAUGUCCGAUGACUCUUCAGUGGUCAGCUCUGAUCUAGAGUGGGAUUUUGCAGAGGCAAAUGCAAGUUGGAGAGACCCAACAGCAAAACAACAGGAGGGGGAUGAGCUUCCACCUCAAGAGUGGCCAACAAACCCCAAACCCAUUAACAUCUGCACCUGUGCCAUAAUCAGACUUCCAGAUAAAACUCUGUCAAGUACCAAAGAGGCUGAGAGCCUCUCCUCUGCAAGCUUGGCAAAAUGACAAAGAAAUACCAUUAUCAAUUAGUAAUUUAUUACACGUCUGGUGUAUUAUUUU